Molecule: messenger RNA, 663 nt
Organism: Zygotorulaspora mrakii
Lineage: Eukaryota; Fungi; Ascomycota; Saccharomycetes; Saccharomycetales; Saccharomycetaceae
Gene: FAR7
Product: Far7p
Exons: 1
Coding region: 1-663 (220 amino acids)
Source: RefSeq, a predicted model, not a curated record
AUGUCCAAUGACACCACGUAUCAGCAGCAACAGUCAACGCAGCAGCAAUCGUCGCAACAACAUGCGCAACAUCAGCAGCAGCAACAGCAACUCUAUAUGAGCCCGCAGACUGAGAACCUCAACCAGAUGUACUUGCUGGUGGAUAAGCUUGCGAAGCAACUAAGACACAAUAAGGUGCGGAAACAAAGGCUGUUAACCAAUAUCGACACAUUAUCUACCCAGUUGAACAAGGAAGCUGGCGCCAAAAGCAAGGCCGCUAAACCUGACGAGCCGCAAUCGGCUAUAACACUAUUCAAAAGAUUUCUUGAAGCAAGAGACACCUUCGUGGACGUCAAAAAAGACGAUCACGAUGAUAUUGCACUGCUCAGAGCCCAAAACGAAUCGCUGAAAAAGGUGCUGAAGGACAAAAUUUACUACAACAAAAUGACGCUCGGCUUACUUGAGGAUCAUGAAGACGGUCUGACAACUGUUGUAGCCAUGUUAAGAGAGGAUGUUUUCCAGUACUACACACAAUUCACCCAGAGAGUGCGACAACGGAUGGAACAAGAAGCCAUCCCAUCCGAAGACGCGGAGUUUUCCUUGUACCUGGAUAAUAUCAGAGAUGUACAAAAACUGAUGGACAUAUCAGCUCUCUAUAGACUAUUGUUAAGAAUGUACGAGUAA